Messenger RNA from Phaeoacremonium minimum UCRPA7, 1290 nucleotides. RefSeq names its product putative bacterial hemoglobin protein. Lineage: Eukaryota; Fungi; Ascomycota; Sordariomycetes; Togniniales; Togniniaceae. Gene Ontology annotation, cellular component: intracellular anatomical structure. The record is from RefSeq and is a predicted model, not a curated record. The coding region runs from base 1 to 1290 and encodes 429 amino acids. Gene Ontology annotation, molecular function: oxygen binding; FAD binding; nitric oxide dioxygenase [NAD(P)H] activity. Gene Ontology annotation, biological process: cellular response to nitrosative stress; nitric oxide catabolic process. The transcript has a single exon.
AUGGCCGCGGCUCAAGUUUCACAAGCUCCCAUGUUGCAGCCCAAGCCCUCAGCACCCGUCUUGCCUCAAUCAGCACCCCUUUCCCCAGAGCAAAUCGCCAUCAUCAAGGCCACUGCCCCAGUCCUCAAGGAGCAUGGAGUCACUAUCACGACUUUGUUCUACAAGAACAUGAUAGAUGCCAACCCAGAACUCAGGAAUAUCUUCAGCAGCUCCAGCCAAGCCAAUGGCAGACAGCCACGGGCACUAGCCCAGUCCGUGCUUGCCUACGCAACCUAUAUCGACGAUCUACCAAAACUUCAGCAUGCGGUCGAACGCAUUGCGCAAAAGCAUGUGUCUCUUACUAUCCAGCCAGCACAGUAUGACAUUGUUGGCAAGUAUCUGAUGGAGGCUAUUGGCAUUGUGCUUGGGGAUGCCGCUACCCCGGCUAUUGUGGACGCAUGGACGAAUGCCUAUAACAUUCUCGCCAGUGUCUUUAUUGGAAGGGAAGCUGAGCUUUAUCGUGCUCAUGAGAAUUGGACGGGUUUCAGAAAGUUCAAGAUCUUAAGAAAGGAGCGGGAAGCCGACCGCAUCACCAGCUUCUACUUGACGCCUAAGGACGGGCAACCGUUGCCGAAGUUCUUGCCAGGGCAGUAUAUCAGUGUACAGGUGUUUGUCCCAGAACUGGGCCAUCUGCAAAGUCGGCAGUAUAGUCUGAGCGAGGCACCAGAAAAGGAGGGAGCCUACUAUCGCAUCAGCGUCAAGAGAGAGCAUGACGAUGCUGUUGACGUGGAUGGUCUGAUUUCCAACAUGCUACAUGACAAAUUUAAUGUCGGCGACGAGGUCGAGCUCACACACCCCCAAGGCGAGUUCCUCAUUGAUCCAGCCGACCCCACGAAGGAGGGCGUGCCCGCUGUUUUCAUCUCUGCCGGGGUCGGCGCAACGCCACUGUUGUCGAUGCUCGACUCUCUCACACAAUCCUCGAUCUCGGUCCGCCGGCCUGUUUCCUGGCUGCACACUUCACGCUCCAAGGAGAGCUUGCCCUUCGGCGAAGCUGUCCAGCGCAUACAAGAGGGUAACAAGGACCAGGUGUCCACGCAUGUCUUCCUACGCGAGGACCGGGAUGCGCGGUUCGACCUCCUGAAUUUGGAGCACGACAAGGAUUUGUUCACGCACAACAACAAGACUGAGUACUUUAUUUGUGGACCAGAAAGCUUCAUGCUCGAAGUGAGGCAGACAUUGCAGGGCCUUGGCGUGGUACGAGAACGGAUUUUCCUAGAGCUAUUCCAGACCGGAGAUGUUAUUGAUGAUUAA